UGGGGCGACUGGAGAAACCAGCCAAUACCCGGACCAAAUCCACAUGGGGUGAGUAGCCGCCGAACAUCAAUUUUAGCAAGUUUUAUUUUAGCAAGUUUGCGCUGGUUGCAGGAUGUCUCGUGCUAAGCAGUACCAACGUAGGAAAGACUUGAACAUAUCCCCUUUGCUGCUGUUGUAUGUGUUGCAAGACCUUGUGGCCUACUGGAAUAUCCGAACAGACUAUAUAUCAAAGGACCCUACGGCAGCGACACAUUUGUUUUUAUCGUGAAUCGACAGCCAUGCUACCAAUGAGGAUUUGGGUGGUACAUCAAACGUAUCCAUAGAAGGCAGACUUCAGGCCGUCUGCCGUCCCGCGGGCCCUUUCUGUGUUUCUACGAGCUGUGUUCCCGAUGAAGACCAGACACCAGGACUUUUCUGGAGGUAUUCUGGGAGGUGUUUAUCGAUGUUUCCCUUUUCCGUACGGCAACAACGAAGAGGACGAAAUGAGCGUGAAGUUUCGAGCACACAAGUGGACUCAGCACCACGUAGGUAGCUGGUCUUUUGUACCAAAUACGUGCUUCUAUCUUCGUCGUCGAACGGGGCUUCAGCGGCACCGAUCGUCUUGUUCCUGCGCUUUUCUCCUCUUGGUGUCGGCGUUGCCAUCAGAUGCCAUUCAGCCCGCCGAUCCACAGGCGGUUCGAGCAACCAGAGCCGAUGGACGAAUUACGUUCUCUCGCCAUCUCGUUGGAAGAGGAGGACCGAGCUGACCUGGGUGGCUACAUUGCGGUGGUUCUUCAGAAGCUGGCUAACAUGAACGAGCUGUUCUUGGGGGAAAGGGGACGCAAGAAAAGCGUGUUUCAUUCUGCGACGAUGCCGUCGGUGGCCGUGGCGGAGUUCGUGGAGAGAGUUGCCAACAACAUCGUCUGCCCGAACCUGUGCCUCAUGCUUACCCUCGUGUACAUGGACCGGCUGGCCCUUCCCUCCUCGGAGCUGCACCUCUACGUCACCCCGCUUACUGCACAUCGGCUGUUCACGGCUAGCUUGAUCAUCGCCAUCAAGUUUAUCGCCGAGAAGCCUCCAUCUGUGUUCAACGACAUGUAA
Ectocarpus siliculosus is the source of this 1080-nucleotide messenger RNA. The record is from the annotation of a GenBank genome assembly. NCBI's taxonomy places the organism in Eukaryota, Phaeophyceae, Ectocarpales, Ectocarpaceae.